Molecule: messenger RNA, 3483 nt
Organism: Monosiga brevicollis MX1
Lineage: Eukaryota; Choanoflagellata; Craspedida; Salpingoecidae
Exons: 7
Coding region: 1-3483 (1160 amino acids)
Molecular function (GO): 5'-3' DNA helicase activity
Source: RefSeq, a predicted model, not a curated record
AUGUGGUCCAGUUCAAGCUCGCAUCGACCCUGCUAUCAGAAGAAUGAUCUUCCCACAUCCUUACAGCGCCUUGUUGGAAGGCCAAUCGACCCUCUUGCCUAUGAGCUGCUCGAGGCCAAGAGUCAGGAGCAUGACAUGAUCUACAGACUUUUGGACGAGCUUGUUUCACAAGCGAGCAGACGAUCUCGGACUGCAGGGCAUGUGCCCGAGUCUUGGCGCGUCAAAGACGAUACGUCACCUGAAGAAUAUCUUGAGCUGUGUCAAAAUCUUCUUGUCCGGGAGACCGCCGAAGAGUUUUGCGCUUUGGGCAACCUGGCCAAGGAGCCGGACUUUGAUAUUGCCUUCAAUCGUCGCGAUGAAGAUGACAUUACACAAGGGCUGCUGAUUCAUCGAGUAUGCCCCAAGGGUGCGUCUUUGAACGCUGAUGCACUGCGGCAACAACUGAGCACCUUCAGAAGCACUCUGUUUGUUUGGGAGGGCCGCCUUUGCUUUGCCAAGCAGCCAUACGUGAAUUGCCCUUGCCGCAAAGAGUCUGAGAGAAAUGGGACCUGUGCAUCGGAACUGAAGCACGAAAAUUCGUUGAAUGACAUUGUUGACAUUGUCGAACGGCUCCGAACAAAUGAGAAGAGUCAACACGAAUCUGCCGACGCCACCCAUGCCGACAAUGAUCCUGAUGGAGCUGAUGCUGACCAAGCUUCACGUAGCUCUGAUACCCCCAAUGCUGUCACGCAGUCGGCUGAUGUUGCCCAGGUCCCCAGUGAUGAUCCUUCUGCUGCUGCUGUGGCGACAGACUCAUUGAAAUGCUUGCUCCACCCAAACGCGACGCUGCAAGUGCCGUGUUGCGUGGGCCCCAGUGUCGAAGCCUUUGCCGCCCCCAGCGUCAUGAAACUGCCUUCCUCACGCAUCCGGCAGCUGAACUCGCUGGCAACGAUGCUCACCACCGUCGCCUUGCUUGGUACAGCACUCGACUAUCUUGCAAGGCAGGAUAAGCGAGCCGCCGACUUGGAGCACUGGCUGGAGGUAUUCUGCAGACCACAACGUCGUCGGCCGUGUCUCCAGCUGCAACCACAGCCCAGGGCCACAGCGAAGGACCCAAGCCAAGAUGAACACAAAAAAGUUGUGAAAAAGUUUCAACAUGAGCUGGAAGUUGUGCAAGGUCCACCAGGCACGGGCAAGAGCACCCUCCUUUCUCGCGCAGUCGCCCACUGCGCUGAAUCAGCCUUUUCAGAAGAUGGAGACAACUUCCUACCCCAUGCCAUACUGAUCGUUGCUGUUCAAAACAAAGCUUGCGAAAAUAUCCUGCAACGUCUUGAUUCUGAAAACGUCUCCAUGAAUCAAGUCCUUGUCUUGGGGACGGAGCGCCACGCCGAUCGCCUGGGACCAUGGCAACGCUGCGCCUUGAUGCAAAAUCAUCAAGAACGUGACCCAGAUGUGCAAGCUUGGUAUGCAGCCUUUAACAAUGCGUCGAAUUCAGAAGCGCGUGAGAAACUACACGAUCGCCUCCAACUUGCCCUUCGGAAAGCGGAGCUGAGCCUUUGCGCGACGGCCAAGAUUGUGGUUGCCACCUUGGACUCGGUGCAGCUUUUGCUCACCAGCAGGCGACUGAUGCUCCUGCGUGACCGGAUCAAAUGCAUUUUUUGCGAUGAAGCAGGUACCCUUCCUGAGUUCCGCGUGCCCAUCUUCUCUUUCUUCGAUACAAAGUUUGUUCUCUUGAUCGGUGACACAAAGCAGCUUCCACCCUUUACUCGGUUGCCCUACGAAACCGCUCGAGGCCCCCUUUCUCCGAUGGCCCGCAUGCAAAAGUGUCUGGGACAGGCUGGCGUACACAAGCUAACGCAGCAGUAUCGGUCACAUCCAGUGAUCAGCAAUUUCGUGUCGAAGCUCUUUUAUGAGGGCAGCUUGCAUACUCACGAAAGCGUGCACUCGCGCAAAUGCAAACCCGGCCUGGAAUACUUUGAGGGCUUGCGCUACGAAUACACUCAUCAAGAUGAUGAUCAUCAGGAACAGACGGUGGAAGAGCUUGUGGCGAUCAGCCAGCCAAACUGGAUCGAAUGCCUUUGCAAGGAAUCUAUGAUGGACGUCGCGCGUACCUCCUAUGUAAACCUGAAGGAGGCUCUGGCGGUGCAGGAGCAGCUGGAGAAAAUUUUGCACCGCGUCGCCACAGCGCAACAACUAGCCUCGGGCCCAUCUACCCCGGAAGAAGCCUCAGAAGCCUCAGCCUCGGGAGAAGCCUCGGUCAUGCCUUGUGUGACAGUCGACGUGAUCACAUUUUACAAGGCUCAGGUUCGCGUUUUGGAACAGAGACUUCUAUUUUUGGGUAUCAUUGCGAAGGGCGUGCAGUACAAUGUGCGCAUCGAGGUUAAGACCGUGGACGCUGCUCAAGGCUCAGAGGCUGAUGUGGUUAUCUUGUCCCCUGUGCGCUGCCACGCAUUGACGGACGACAAGACGCUUGGUUUUCUCCAAGAUGUGCGUCGCCUGAACGUGGCAUGCUCUCGUGCACGUUCCGCACUCAUCGUCGUUGGUUGCUUGUCUUACUCACAUGGACCUGAUGCUACGCGCGUGUGGGAUCUCUACUCGUACUUUCGGGACGUCGCGGGCAACUUUACAACCAUCCCGCAGUUCUUUCGCCAGCGCGGCUACUACACCGUAGGCAUGGGCAAAAUCUUCCAUCCCGGUCACGCGUCUGGUCAAAACUCAACUCAUUGCACCGACUGCUCUGGGGGCGAUGAUCUGUCCAACUCGUGGGACACCUAUUUCCAUGCUCCCAACACUGACUACCCCCUCGCUCGGUGCGUUCAAGAACACAAUCGACAAGUCCUUUUGAUGGCUUGUGCCACUCAUUCAAUGCACCGGAUUUCACGCACCAGGGGCGAUGGAGCACACGCUUGGUAUGACGUAUCCAAAGAAGAAGAGGAGGAGUACCCACUGCCAGAUACACAGAUGGGCCGUGUCAUUACAGCGCUCUCGGAUCUGGGGCUAGCCGAUGACACCGUCAUCAGCUUUUGGGGCGACCACGGCUGGCAGCUCGGCGAUGCGGGCAUGUAUUGCAAGCACACCAACUUUGAGCCCGCCACCCGAGCACCCAUGCUCGUGCACGCCCCAGGUCUGACCGACAACGGCAUCAUGUCUACUCAUUACACUGAGCACAUCGAUUCCAACGAAUGGGCUGAGUUGGACAGCACGCCGACUGCCAGCAUUUGUCUCUCGCGCGCAUGCGUCAUGGGCUACACGGUGGUGACUCAUGUCGAGGGUAGCGAGUAUCGCUACACCGAGUGGGUUGAGUUUAACAACGAGGACAACCCGAAGCGCAUGGACUGGUCUCGUAACUUUGGGACCGAAUUGUACAACAUGACGGCAUUGGGUGCAGAGCCCAACGUCAACAUUGCGGGCUACAACUCAAGUGCCGCUGUUGUAGGGGUUCUGCAGCCUCUCUUGCAUAGAGGACCUGAGCCCUCGGGCUGGAACCCUUGGCAAGACGAGUAG